AUGGUAUCAAGAUAUCGAGAUAUAAUUAAAAGAAAUCAAACACAUUUUUCUAGACAAUCAUCAAUUAUAAGUACAACACCUAGUAUUCGACAUGGCUCGACUAGUGAGAUAAAUGUAGAUACAGUUAAUAUAAAUGAUUCAACAUCGAUUACAAAUAAUCAAAAUAAUGAUGAGUCAACAGUUAUUGAUGAUAAUAAUGAAGUUAAUAAAAUAAAUUUACAAUCGACUAAUAAAAAUUCAAUCGAUAUAAAUAAUACAAGUGCUACAGCUACUCAAUACAGUAUAUAUGAUGUAGAGAAUGAUUCAACAACAAUAAAUAAAAAACAAUUAACUGAAUCAAAACUUCCCGAUUAUCCAAAAGCAAAUUUUAAUUCAAAUGAAUCAUCAAUGAAUAUAACAGAAAAAUUAGAACGAGCAUUAUCGAAUAUAGCACCAUUUUUACGUGAUAUAUUUAUAGAAUUUUCACAUAUACUUACAAAAACAUUAGUUGGUUCAUAUGGACAAGAAUUAUUACCUAAUGGUUUACAUGCACUUAAACCAACAGCAUCAGUUGUUGAACUUGUUAUGCUUUUAUGUUCACAAGAAU
Messenger RNA from Rotaria sp. Silwood1, 586 nucleotides. The record is from the annotation of a GenBank genome assembly. Lineage: Eukaryota; Metazoa; Rotifera; Eurotatoria; Philodinida; Philodinidae.